Eublepharis macularius is the source of this 1934-nucleotide messenger RNA. It is a transcript of the gene LIPT1, whose product is annotated as lipoyltransferase 1. The record is from RefSeq and is a predicted model, not a curated record. Lineage: Eukaryota; Metazoa; Chordata; Lepidosauria; Squamata; Eublepharidae. Gene Ontology annotation, molecular function: lipoyltransferase activity. The coding region runs from base 684 to 1802 and encodes 372 amino acids. Gene Ontology annotation, biological process: protein lipoylation. Gene Ontology annotation, cellular component: cytoplasm; mitochondrion. The transcript has 3 exons.
GAAACAGAAACAAAAUCUCACAGAAACGGGAAGGCUGAGGCGGCUCCUCCCCCUCCCACCAUAGGGCGGAGAGCAAAGCAACCCAAACAAGCAGACGGGCUUUAUGCGGAAAUGCGCCGAUAAGGAACUCGCCAGCGAAUUCCAUUGUGUGUACUCGGAGAGGUGUUUAGAAACGCUUCCCGCCAGCACGGUGGUAAAGUGUCACUCUAGUCCCUUGAACUCUAUGGCCAUCACCACCCUAGCUAACAUCCUGACCUUACUCCGUGGACAGGCGUAGCUCUUCCUAGGACCGCAAACGAGCAGAUUUGCAGUACCUGCGAGAACUGGCACGCCAGAUACGCCGAGAAGCCGUAACCCAACCCAACACACAUCAUUCUCCUCUCUUCCAUGUUAUCCUCACAACAACCCUAUGAGGUAUACAAAGAGUGUGACUGACCCAAUAUCACCCAGUAAUCUACAGUACAAGUAGAACAGGUACGUUCUGCAUCAUUUUUAGAUCGAGUCUAUGUGCCAGAAGAAAUAUUGCAUAACAUCAUCUGAAUUAAUAGUUUUUAAACUAUCUAAGCAGGAGAAGAUCAGAAGUAUCAUGGCUAUUUGAAAUAAUACAUUUGUACUGGAGUAGUACUGGACUAUGCAGAAUUUUCCUCAACCAUUGAUGUUCAAUCAUUUUAUAAUUCUAAAACAUGAUAAUCCGGCCAUCUAUGAAAAAGUUUUUCCAGUUACACCAUGUUCUCAAGAUUCCAUCUACUGGUUUCAAAUGGGCACCAAAAGGAGGGCUUAUCUUGCAAUCUGUUUCUCAGGACAUAUACCAUAAUUUAGCUUUAGAAGACUGGAUCCAUGAUACUGUGGACUUAGAGAACAGGCAAGUUCUUUUCCUAUGGAGAAAUUCUUCCACUGUUGUGAUAGGCAGACACCAGAAUCCUUGGCAGGAAUGUAAUCUUAAACUCAUGCGGCAGAAUGGAAUAAAACUAGCCAGAAGAAGAAGCGGAGGAGGAACUGUUUACCACGAUCUAGGCAACAUCAAUUUGACUUUCUUUACAAGUAGAAAAAGGUAUGAAAGAAUGGAAAAUUUAAGACUGGUUGUUAAAGCUUUAAAAGCCCUCCGACCACAAUUAGAUGUGCAAGCUACUGCAAGAUGUGACCUCUUGCUAAAUGGGAUUUUUAAAAUCUCAGGCACUGCUGCAAAGCUAGGAAGGACUGUAGCUUACCACCACUGCACCUUGCUCUGUAAUACUGACAAACGUAUUUUAUCAUCUGUAUUGAAAAGUCCAUACAAUGGGAUAAAGAGCAAUGCCACACCGAGUGUCCCAGCCUUAGUGAAAAACCUCCUGGAAGAGGACCCUACGUUAACUUGUGAGAUGCUUCUGGGUGCCAUUGCUGAAGAGUAUGCUUCACAUAAUCAUGCCGAUAACCAUAUCAUUGUAAUAAAUCCAGCUGAUGAAACAGAGUUCCCUGGCAUUGGUAAUAAAGCAAGAGAACUACAAGCCUGGGACUGGCUAUAUGGUAAAACACCCAAGUUCAGCAUUAGCAAAUGCUUGAGCAUAGUAGAUGAACAAUCUUGCCUUGAUAUCAAAAUAAAUAUGGAUGUAAAGAAUGGCAAAAUCGAAACAUGCAAUAUCGAUGUUCCUCAGCACUGGCUGCCACAAGCAAUGUGUGAUAAACUGAAGGACAGCCUUAUUGGCAGCAAGUUCUGUCCUACUGAAACUACAACUGUGGUAAAUGCUUUGCUAAGAACAUGUGCAGAUUACAAAUUAUACAGCAAAUGGAAUCUCUUAUGUCAGAAAGUGCUAACACUCAUGUGACCACUGUAACAAAAAAACUUCUGAAUCACUGCUGUGCCAUUAACAAGCUUGCUCCUGUGGGUGUUUUUAAGGACUUAACUGAAGAGGCGUGUUGGUCAUUUAACAAAAAGAUUAAAUAUGAAUUUAAAUACA